GUUGCACCCGGGCAGAGUGUGGUCGCGACGGGGCGGGCGGACUCUCAGGCGCUCAGAGUCGGCCUCGGGUCCUCGGUGCCUGGCGCUAGAACCUCCAUCCCGACCUCCACCCGGACCCGGCCCGCGACCCCGACCCGGCCUGGCCCGGCCCCCGCCCCCGCCCCCCGGGCCGAUGGACUACUCCUACCUCAAUUCGUACGACUCGUGCGUGGCUGCCAUGGAGGCGUCCGCCUACGGCGACUUCGGCGCCUGCAGCCAGCCUGGCGGCUUCCAAUACAGCCCCCUGCGGCCCGCCUUCCCCGCGGCAGGGCCGCCCUGCCCCGCGCUCGGCUCCUCCAACUGCGCGCUUGGCGCCCUACGCGACCACCAACCCGCGCCCUACUCGGCAGUGCCCUACAAGUUCUUCCCGGAGCCGUCGGGCCUGCAUGAGAAGCGCAAGCAGCGGCGCAUCCGCACCACGUUCACGAGCGCGCAGCUCAAGGAGCUGGAGCGCGUCUUCGCCGAGACCCACUACCCCGACAUUUACACGCGCGAGGAGCUGGCGCUCAAGAUCGACCUCACUGAGGCUCGCGUGCAGGUCUGGUUCCAGAACCGCCGGGCCAAGUUCCGCAAACAGGAGCGCGCGGCCAGCGCCAAGGGCGCGGCGGGUCCGGCGGGCGCCAAAAAGGGCGAGGCGCGCUGCUCGUCCGAGGACGACGACUCCAAGGAGUCCACGUGCAGUCCCACGCCAGACAGCACCGCAUCGCUGCCGCCGCCACCCGCGCCGGGUCUGGCUAGCCCGCGCCUGAGCCCCAGCCCGCUGCCUGCUGCCCUAGGCUCCGGCCCCGGGCCGGGUCCCGGAGCACAGCCGCUCAAGGGCGCGUUGUGGGCUGGCGUGGCGGGCGGUGGGGGCGGCGGGCCUGGCGCGGGCGCAGCCGAACUACUUAAGGCCUGGCAGCCAGCGGAGCCCGGGCCCGGGCCCUUCUCCGGAGUUCUGUCCUCCUUUCACCGGAAGCCCGGCCCCGCCCUGAAAACCAAUCUCUUCUAGCCGCUGGCCUCUGGAGGCUCUGAGCCUUGCCCCAGAGACGUCCCAGCCCUUCCAGGACCUGACAGUCCCUCCUGUUCCCCGCCGCCAGCCUGGAAGUCCCAUCCGUCCCCACUGCCCACAGUGACCCCUAGUUGCGCCCUCCCCAGCCUUGGAGACCAAGUCAGGGCCACUCUCGUCCUAACCCACCCCCACCCAGUAGAGUGGAAUACUUUUCACCAGGACCCCCACUCCAGGAGAGCCAAGAGCCCCCUUCUAGCCUGGCCUUCUUUGGAUACGGGAUCAAAUAUCACCUGUCCUUAAUGCCCAACCGUGAGAUCCUCGAGGAGUGGUGUGGCCCCAUUUCCUGGCUCUACAGCUGGCUGGGUCACUCCUUACCCUGGUGACCGUAAGUGCCCACUGCUCCACCCCUUGGGCCCAUCCACACCCCAUGCAAAGGCUGGUCCUCACUGGGAUUGUCAGCGGCCUGAAAGGUGCCACUGAAUUCAUCCCUUGCGUGUCCCCUCCCAUCCCUAGCCGUCUGGCACAGAGGGUGAACCUGUUAGAGGAGU
This is a messenger RNA of Microcebus murinus (gray mouse lemur), 1575 nucleotides long. It is a transcript of the gene PHOX2A, whose product is annotated as paired like homeobox 2A. Gene Ontology annotation, molecular function: RNA polymerase II transcription regulatory region sequence-specific DNA binding; DNA-binding transcription factor activity, RNA polymerase II-specific. NCBI's taxonomy places the organism in Eukaryota, Metazoa, Chordata, Mammalia, Primates, Cheirogaleidae. Gene Ontology annotation, biological process: regulation of transcription by RNA polymerase II. The record is from RefSeq and is a predicted model, not a curated record.